This is a messenger RNA of Stomoxys calcitrans (stable fly), 2197 nucleotides long. RefSeq names its product F-box only protein 9. The record is from RefSeq and is a predicted model, not a curated record. The transcript is spliced from 2 exons. Gene Ontology annotation, molecular function: protein binding. Gene Ontology annotation, biological process: SCF-dependent proteasomal ubiquitin-dependent protein catabolic process. Gene Ontology annotation, cellular component: SCF ubiquitin ligase complex. Lineage: Eukaryota; Metazoa; Arthropoda; Insecta; Diptera; Muscidae. The coding region runs from base 602 to 2080 and encodes 492 amino acids.
CAGCUGAUAUAAAUACGCAGAAUUGCUAACGUGUGUGUCCUUUCAAAACAACCCACGGUAACAAGGUCAUGGAAAACUAUAAAGAAAAAAGGGCCGGUGCAAAAUCUAUGUAGAGAAAAAGUAUAUUGUGUCUAAUAAAUCUAAAUCGCAAUUCAACAAAAUGCAAUAAAUUUAUAUCGAAAUUUCGUAUAAUUAAAAAAAAACUUGUACCGAAUGAAAAAGUGUUUUUAAAAAUAUAGUAUAUCUUCAUAAUAUUAUAAAACAACCAGACCAAAGUAUAAUCUCAUUCCAUUGCUUACAUUUACAAAAAAAUAAACUACAGAGCGAAUAAAUAAAUAACUGUUUUUGGAUGAUGACCACGAGUUGUUGCGAGUAUCAAAACUUUUUGCCUGUUUCCAAGAAAAAUUCACGCAAAAACAUUUUAACAUCCAACCUCUUCGAGCAUCAGUACGCUCCACCUUUUAUUAUAUGCCGAUAUACCGACCGUGAACUAGACGGCUUGGAGUCAGUGUAAAAGACCUUUACUGCGUACAAGUGUGUAAAGAACGAAACUUUUAAAAGUAGGCCUAAUCUAAGUACUUACCGCAAGCAUUUUGCAAUUAUGUCCAGCUCACCAUGUGGUGGUGGAGGUGCUGGAAUCAAUGAUUCAGGCGGGGGCGGUGCCCAUGGAGAAGAUGACAAUCUGGGAUCAUCUUUAGAAGCGUUCCAGUCCAUGCCAAAUGACUUCAAUUCCGCAUUGGACGAUUUUCGCACCAACUGGCAAAAAGAGCUGCAACAAAAACAAGCCCCAGAAGAUGAAUUGCAACAUGUUGCCGUUGCCGCCUCAAAAGAAGCUGAAGAUGUUGAAAGUCCUCUGACCGCCACACACAUUGGCGGAGACCAAGAGGCCUUAGCAAAAAGCUACUUCCACAAAGCCGUGGAGUUGGAAAAACGCGGUAAAGUCUACGAUGCCAUACCAUUUUAUCGCAAGGCUGUACAAAUUGACCCAAAUAUCGAAUUUACCUACUAUGAACAUCAAAAAUCAACAAACACCUUGCAAUCAAAGGAAUUGCGCACAAAUACUGCAAGCACACAAAAGGCUAAUGAGAUUCCCGAUUUUUCCGAGGAGGAUGUUAUCGAUGAUUUAUAUGAGAAAUUUCAAAAUGAUUUAGCCCGAAACUUUCAGGGAAAAUUAAUAAUGAGCAGCCGUGAUCCGGGUACUAUCACCACGGAAAUGCAUAUUUCAGAAUUGCCGCCAGAGCUUUUGUUAUACAUAAUGCGCUGGGUGGUUUCCAAUCAAUUAGAUUUGCGUUCAUUGGAACAUUGUGCUGCUGUUUGCAAGGGCAUGUAUUUGAUGGCACGAGAUGAAGAAAUUUGGCGUUUGGCUUGUGUCAAAGUUUGGGGACACAAUGUUGGCAGCCUCACUCAUUCUGAUCAUGAUGAAGAGAAACCAUCGCAAUUGGAUGAUCAAUGCCCCAUAAUACCGAAAUAUUCUAGCUGGAGACAAAUGUUUAUAGAGCGCGAACGGGUGCUAUUCAAUGGUUGUUACAUCAGCAAAACUACCUACAUUCGUAUGGGAGAAAAUAGUUUUCAGGAUCAAUACUAUCGUCCUGUGCAACUGGUUGAGUAUUAUCGGUAUUUGCGUUUCCUACCCGAUGGUACAGUAUUCAUGAUGACCAAUGCCGAUGAACCACAACAAGGUGUGACCAGAUUGAAGAACUUGCAACAAUUACGCCCUGAUAUCAUUAAGGGUCAUUAUCGUUUAUUCGGCAGCACCAUCACCGUUGUCCUUGCAAAGCAACAGCAGCAAUCAAAAUUCAUAAGAAAUCCUGCAGGCGGUACAUAUAACCGACAUCGUCGUGGCAGUUCCGUGUAUGAUGAGGCAUCCUGCAACAGUACCAAGUACUGUAUUGAAUUCCGCAUACUGCAUACGUCGAAGCGUAAGUUUGCUCAAUUGGCUUGGCUACACUAUUCGAUAGUGCAAGUUCGUAAUAAGAUCGAAACUACAUCUGAGUUUGAUAUAACUCCUUCUAAAUAUCCACCCUUGAGAUUUUCACCGGUGCGUAGUUAUCACUUGGAUUCUGAUGCUCCUCUAAUUUAAAGAGAAGGGAUGUUUAUAUUUUUUGCUGGGUAGAAAUUAAAACUUACAGCUUCGCAGAGCGAUAUCGCUUAGUCUACAAUAAAACAAAAACAACAGCCAAAAUGUUGGCUAUAAAAA